AUGAAGUGUGUCGUUGUUCUCGUGGCAUUCUCAGUCAUCCUGGCAGUUGUACAAGCUGACAAAAAAGAGGCCAAAAAAGUCUACAAUUACGUUUUUAAUGUAGUGGGUGAGCGAUACUUUGAACACUUUUAUCUUGAACUUUUAACAUGAAUUUCAGAGAAACUCACAAAGGAUCCAAGUUUCAAGGAAAUUGCAAAGGCCGCUGCGCAAACUGACAACCCCAUUGAGUACUUGGACUCGAAGAAGAGCGAGAUUGUAGCGAUCGAGACCAGAAUUCUGAAGGAAACUGGCUUGAGCAAGGAUCAAAUUGAUGUGAUUCAGAAGCUGAGCGAUGCCGAGGCUCAUUUGAAGUUCGACGAAUGGCUUCCAAAGUACCGGGGAUUGAAUGCAAACGAAAAGAAGAUACUCUUCGGCAUCCCAGGGUUGUAA
This is a messenger RNA of Bursaphelenchus xylophilus (pine wood nematode), 429 nucleotides long. The record is from the annotation of a GenBank genome assembly. NCBI's taxonomy places the organism in Eukaryota, Metazoa, Nematoda, Chromadorea, Rhabditida, Aphelenchoididae.